AUGUGGUCGCUUGGAUGCGUAAUUGCUGAACUCUUUCUUGGAUGGCCUUUAUAUCCUGGAAGCAGCGAAUACGACCAAAUAAGGUUUAUUGUUCAAACACAAGGUCUACCUCCGACUGAAAUGCUUGAGAAAGCAGCAAAAUUGCAUCGUUUCUUCAAGGAAAUGAAGGCUGACAUGUCUGGUCCUGUUCAACCCACAUACUAUCGAAUGAAAACUGUCGAGGAGUAUGAGGCGUCCGGAGUACAUGUGAAAUCCAAGGAGACAAGGAAAUACAUAUUUUCCUUCUUGGACGACAUCAGCCGAGUAAGUCGAACUCUAAAUUUUUUGAAAUGAUA
Molecule: messenger RNA, 335 nt
Organism: Cylicostephanus goldi
Lineage: Eukaryota; Metazoa; Nematoda; Chromadorea; Rhabditida; Strongylidae
Source: the annotation of a GenBank genome assembly